UUCAGUUUUAAAUCGCGGAAGUGAGGCGCUGUGUUGUGUUUGGAGCAGAAAGGAGCGCAGAGGCGCUUUCUGAGCGAAGCCUUUCAUUAAAAGAAUCAAACCGCGCAGAGGACGCAGCGCAGAUGGAGGACGACGCUCCCGUCAUUUACGGGCUCGAGUUUCAGGCUCGAGCUCUGACGGCGCAGACAGCUGAGACCGACGCUGUUCGCUUCCUCGUGGGCACGCAGUCACUCAAGUUUGACAACCAGAUCCACAUCAUUGACUUUGAUGAUGAGAAUAACAUCAUUAAUAAGAACGUCCUUCUGCACCAAGCUGGGGAGAUAUGGCACAUCGGCGCCAGUCCUGCAGAUAAGGCUGUGCUUACCACCUGCUAUAACAAAACCAGCGACAGCAGGGUGGUGUCCUGCGCGGCCGUGUGGCGGAUGCCCUCUGACUGGGAGACAGGAAACCACGAGUCACCUGACGAAUCCGCCCACAACCCCCAAACCCUGGAGCUGCUCUGUCACCUAGACGACAGCACCCACGGCAACGCUGCCUGCGUGCUGUGGGAGCCCAUGGGGGACGGCAAGCGCAUGAUUUCAUUGGCUGAUAACCAUGCGCUGCUCUGGGACCUGCAGGAGAGCUCCACACAGGCCACGGUCUCCAGCACCGCCACCCUCGAGGGUAAAGGUCAGCUGAAGUUCACCUCCGGCAAGUGGAGCCCCCACCACAACUGCAGCCAGCUCGCCACAGCCAACGACACGGCCAUACGAGGCUGGGACCUCCGUACCAUGAGUCAGAUCUACUGUAUAGAGAACGCCCACGGUCAGCUGGUGCGCGACCUGGACUUUAACCCAAACCGCCAGUACUACCUGGCCAGCUGCGGGGACGACUGCAAGGUCAAGUUCUGGGACGUCCGCAGCGUGCAGGAGCCCGUGAAGACGCUGGAGGAGCACUCGCACUGGGUUUGGAGCGUCCGCUACAACCACAGCCACGACCAGCUGGUGUUGACGGCCAGCAGAGACAGCCGCCUCAUCCUCUCCAACAUGGUGUCCAUCUCCUCUGAGCCAUUUGGACACCUGGUGGAUGACGAGGAGCUCAGCGAGGGGGAGGAGCUUCACCAGGAGGACAAGGGUAAGGAGCCGCUGAAAGACAGCGUGGUGUCCACCUACGAGGAGCACGAGGACAGCGUGUACGCGGCGGAGUGGUCAUCGGCCGACCCGUGGCUCUUUGCUUCGCUCAGUUAUGACGGACGGCUCGUCAUCAACAGAGUCCCGCGCGCCCUCAAAUACCGCAUCCUGCUCUGAGCGGGGCCGUGCUGCCUGUGUGUCUGUGUGUGACAGGCUGUGUUGAUGCUGACCACUGUAAAAAAUAUCUGUGUUGCUUAGAAGUAAAAACUGGCCGUUGGAUGAA
Haplochromis burtoni (Burton's mouthbrooder) is the source of this 1392-nucleotide messenger RNA. RefSeq names its product EARP complex and GARP complex interacting protein 1 (gene eipr1). The transcript has 9 exons. Gene Ontology annotation, molecular function: protein binding. The record is from RefSeq and is a predicted model, not a curated record. Lineage: Eukaryota; Metazoa; Chordata; Actinopteri; Cichliformes; Cichlidae. Gene Ontology annotation, biological process: protein ubiquitination. Bases 123 to 1286 code for a protein of 387 amino acids.